AUGCCGCCGUCUACAGUCUUCUCCUACUGGCGCAGGGAUCAUCGGCGUUCGACCGCGCCCGUGCCGCCACCAGUGGGAUCCAAAAGUGCGACGGCCAGCCCGAUCAGCCCUCCGCAACUUGCUAAUAGCUAUGAGACCUCUGUCUCCAAGGAGCUGCCUGGCGACUCGCACGGCUCGGUUACAGAUGGGUCGAUCCACCACGGUCACCCUCCCGAAAGACUCACAUCCAAGUCCACGACUCUUCAAGAUUCAGUCGCGGCCUACUCAUCUUCCACGCCUAGCCUGGCUCGCCACACCCCUCCUUCGACCGACAGUGAAAGGACACCUGGGGAAGCGGAGCUCGUCCAGUCAAUUCCAAAGUCGCAAUCACAGACUACUUUGCCACUGCCAGUUCCUGAUGCACGUCUCGAGCAUGGUGAACCCGAGUCCAACUCCAAACCCAACUCGCCCUUUCGCAUGUCUCUUGCUAAAGGGCUACGGAAUUUGCAAGUCUCACCCGCCGAGAUGCAUCGACGGUCGCCGAGCGCUGGACAAUCUCCGUUCCGCCGCAGGAUGUCACCCGAGGAACCGUCAAUAGAGAGGUCGAUGGGAACUCACCAGAAAGACGCAAGGAUGGAGCCUACACCUGCGACAGCAACGAUCCGGCGGGGUGGUAACAAUGGUGGUGUUGGUGGUGGUGGCGGGGGAACUGAUCGAGAGGGAUCAAUGGAACAAUCUAAUCACAAGUCCGGCAAAGCGAUGCUUCACCUAUUGAACCCCAUGGCGCUCCUGGCACGCCGACGGUCUGCCCAAUUGAGUAGUUCUCGCGUGGACGAUACGAAAAUCAGUACGCCAGACUCGAUACCGGCUAUACCAGACGACUACGAUCCGCGAAUCCGCGGGAAAAUCGUUCACGAUUUUUCGGCUCCGCGCCCUCGUCGCAAUGUUUCCUGGAGCUCCGCGCUGGUAGCUGAUGGAGGUCAUGGCUCCCGCAGCUCAGAGGACCGGCGCUGGAACGACCAGGUCCCGAGCACCAACCAUGAUCAUUCGCCUGCUUUCAAAGAACACUUUGAAGACGAGACAGCUGUGCCUCAAGUCGAGAACACGGGAUACCUUCACUCGACUUUGAUGACCAAUGCCUCACAAACAAGUGACGGUGACAUGUCGUUACCAGUCUUUGCGCGUAAGCUACCCUCUGAAGUACCCGAACAUGAGCCCGAGCCCAAGCCCGAACCCGAAUCCGAACCCGAAAAGCAAGAACUGUCUCCUUCGACAAGUAUAGUCGAGGAUAAAAUAGAUAUCAGGCAUACGAAAAAGUCUGUGAGAGUGGCUCCGCAGAACAUCAUCGCCCAACAACCAGAUCAUGAUGCAAUCCCGCUUGUUCCACAAGCCAACUUCGGCCUGCCGCGUCAUUUAAAAAGCAAUGCUUCUCGAUUCAGCUUUGACAUGGGGGGUGUUGAGUCCUCCACUCAAGAGCGUUUACUCGAGGAGAAACACAAGGAAAAAGAAGCGCGGCGAAAGAUCGAAGGUGGCUAUUUCGAUGAUUUCGAUGACGAUUUCGAUAACGAUAUGCUGGAUGACUUUGAGGGGCUAGAAGAAAAGAUACCGGGCGUCAAUGCUGACGCUGAUGAUGAGGACUACCUCGAUCCCUCAAUGAUCAAAUCAUGGGCUGUUCCGGGACUCUCCCCUGUGAUUGCGAGUCCAAUCGUGCCAGCUCCGCCUACACUCCAUGAGAGCCAAAUGGAGGAUACCUUUGACGAGUUGGAUGGCGUCUCCCCAGAAAUUGAGGAGUCCGGGGCUGCUCAGCAUGAUAUGGCUGUAAGCAACGGACUACAGGCUACCCAACCACCAAUUGCGCCUCUGGGUGUUGAGACCGCCAAACAUGACGCGCAGGACCUCCCUGCUACGUACAGCCACCAUCUCGACUCAAUUGACGGCGACGAAGACGACGAUCUAUACUUCGAUGAUGGAGAGUUCGGGGAUUUGAGUCUGGGAGAGCAAGAACAUGGCUUCGAUGAGUCUGUUUUUGAUGAUGAAACUAGCCAUCUCUAUGCGAGAAAGCCGGUUAUGCCACCAAUUGAGCCACAGCAACGAGAUGCGGCCAGUACAGCAAUUGAUCACGAAAAUCUUGAGGAUCAACUUCUUCAUGAAGAGAGCACGAGCGAGGGUCUGAAACAUAUGAACAGCGUGGCUGGCGCAGCUGAUUCUAUCAAGCGAGGUCCAUUGGGUGAGCCCAUUCCCAAUAUGGGCCCUCUCCGCACUCACGGGGGCGUACUCACCGAGCAAAAUUUGGAAGUGCUUCACAAUGCCCUGGCAUUUGCCGCAAGCGAGGCGGCGUCUCGGGGGCGAUAUGAACACGCUUCUAGUACGAGCGAGCGUUCGGCGGCACAAGAAAGCAUUUCACAGGCAUCGCACACGGCCGAAUCUCAGCCGGGACUUGUGUCGGAUGAUAGCCGUCUUAGUCAAGGCGCAGACAUGGCCAGCUUUGAUGACUUCCUGGACGAUAGAAUCUACGACGAUUACGACGACGACUACUACGACGACCCAAUCGUGGCGGCUGCCAACGCCGAAGCUCUUGAAAAUGACGACGAGGGCUUUUACGGGCAGGAAUUCGGUUUCUACGCCCAAGCGCAUGGCGCCGAUGGUGGCGAGAUGACCAAUGGCGGAUACUUUGGGCCCCGUGGCGUCGAAGGUCUUACGCGCCGUCACAGCAGUCGCGGUAAAUUCGAGGAGCCCAGUCUGACUCCCAUUACCGAGCGCAGUGAAUGGAGCACGCGCAAUUCGAUCAUUUCAGUGAAGGCGCACGGCGCGGCCCAUUCCAAUCCUUCCAUGCCCAGUCCCGGCCUGGCCCAGUUAGUGGAUCUCAAUUCUCUGGACGAUGACAUGUCGCUCAGCGCCCUGAUGAAGCUUCGUCGCGGUGCUUGGGGUGGCAGCAACGGCAGUCUCCGCAGCGGUGCUGCUAGUCCUCAGCCACAUACAUUACCUUCCUCUGCACGUGGUAGCUUCAAUGGUACGACUGAGGCUAGUCCCUCUGAGAUUCGAUCUUUUGCAGACGAAAGUCCAGCCGUAGCUGGACCGAGUCGUGAUGAGAACCACGAGACAGACAGUCGGCACUCCUCGUAA
Messenger RNA from Penicillium diatomitis, 3102 nucleotides. RefSeq lists its product as uncharacterized. NCBI's taxonomy places the organism in Eukaryota, Fungi, Ascomycota, Eurotiomycetes, Eurotiales, Aspergillaceae. The transcript has a single exon. Bases 1 to 3102 code for a protein of 1033 amino acids. The record is from RefSeq and is a predicted model, not a curated record.